UUAAUGCAUGUUACCAUAGCAACCGCACAACAACAAAGUAAAGAUGGCAAGUAAAGGAGGUGAUGUUUCUACUAGUCCUUCAAGCGGAGGAGGAGGAGAGCAGCAGCUUCCAGAGCUCCCACCUAACUCUUACCUUAGUGCCUUUUCACCUUCCCUUUCUCCUUCACCUCUAAGCAGCACCAGACCACAUACUGUACCAACAAUAACUGGCCCUAUACCUAGCUCUUCUGUUGCUGGAAUAGGAGGAGGAGGCCUAGGAGGAAGAUAUACAAUGAUACAAUCACCACCAAACAGUUUUAGAGGCCAUUCACCUUCUCCUAACACUGCAAUGAGAAGAUCCAUAGAGUUUAUUCGUGUAUCAAGACAAGAAUGGGAACACAGGGACAAAUUAAUCAGCUCACUGAGAGGUGAAAACUUAGAAUUAAAGACAAAACUAAAGAGUGUGACUAGUGAUACAGAGGCACACCAUAAAUUAUUAACGAGCUAUAAAUCAUUGUUAUUACUACUAUCCGACGGAACGACAAUAAUUAAUGAUGUAAAUACAGACACAUUGAUAGCUACAAUUAAUGAUAAAGUUAAUCAAUUACAUAAAGAACAUAAUCAAACCAUUAAAGAAUUGACCGAGUCUCGUACAGAACUUGAGAGAGUAUCCAGUGAUAUAGCAGCUGCUAAUGUACAACUGGGUAACAUUAAAACACAACUGGAGCAAGCCAAAGUAGCCAUAGCAAGAAAAGAAUCUGAAAGUCUUCAAUUAAAAAGUGAAUUAGAGGUAUCUCAACAAAAUGCAGCAAGAACAAGUACCAUGAUGCAAUCAAUGAAGAAACAAUUAAGUGAUAAAGAAGAAGAAGAUAAAAGAGGCAAACAGACAGCCCACGACAAGCAGCAACAAAUAGGAGAAAUUAAAAAACAACUGCAAGAUAAAGAGAUGAUGCUUGAAUUGCUGGAGGAAAAAUUGAAGCAAGUCAAGAAUGAAAAUGAAGAGAAAGAAGAACGAGCAACAGUAGCAGAUUCAGCAUAUGAAGAUAUUUGCUAUCAACUAGCUGACAGCUUACAAGUGGAAGAUGAAUGUGAUGUAGAAGGAAUGAUGCAAAAAGUUUGCAGUCUAAUGCUUCAAAAUAAGGAAAUGAAACAGAAAAUUACCAUUUUAACCAACAGCACACAACUAGCUGAACUGGACUCAAAGGCUAACAGAGAGACCAUCAUGAAAUUAGUGUCUGAUAUUAAGAAAUUAAAAGAAGAUGCAAAUAAGCUACCAGCACUGCAAAAAACAGUAGCAGAGUUGGAGGAGAAACUUCAAACAACAGAGAGUGAGAGAAAAGGAUUUCUGGACAGACUAGAAACAAGCAGGGAAACAAUAGCAGCAUUAAAAGAAGAAAUUAAAAGUCAACAAAACAGCUCUAAUGAGUUAAAAGUAAAGUUGGAGGCAGUUGAUGAAUUGCAUAAAAAUGAAAGACAAGCAAAGCAACAAUACACAGACCUGGUUAAUAUGGUAGCAAGACUAUUGUCAUGUGCAUCAAUUGAUGAGGACAGCAUUAAACUGAAAUUAAAAGAAAUUAACGAGAGCAUGUCAUUAAUGAGGAGUGGUAUGACGGAUAAGGAUGGAGUAAUUAAAGGGCUAAGAGAACAGCUAGUUAGCAAAGAAAGGGAAAUAGAGUUUGAAAGAGAGAAAGCAGAACUAGAGAGAGAGAAGUUAUCAGAAAUGAAUGAUCAGCUACACAACAUUGAAUUACUGGAGAAGCAAUUGAAAAAACAAGAAGAAAAGUAUAAAUCAUUCAUUAAAAGAUGUGUAUCCUCACUGAAGUUGGAAGCAACCACUAGCAGCAUAAUGGCUGGAGAAUUUGCUGAAGAUUCAAUUUUACUAAAAGCCGAACAAUUAUGCAAUUUAGAAACACAGACAUUAGCUGAGAAGCAGUCUGCAGUGUAUUCUCUACAAAGAAAGUUGAAAAGUACAAAACAGCAACUUGAGAGCAAAGAGCUCCAUGUGAACUUACUGCAGAGGAAAGUGACAGCAUUAGAGGAGAGGGUUACUGUGGCCACAGAGAGGGAAACUGAAAUGCAAUCUACAAUGAAUAGAGGACAAAAGAUGAUAAGUCAAUUUGAGAGACUACAAAUGAAAAUGACACAACAAAAAGAAUUAAUAGAACAAUUGAAGAAAGAAAAUAGCACAUUAACAGAACUAAAAGCUCAUUACACUACACAGUCUAGUCAUACAGAACAACUUGAGAAAGAAGUCCUGUCAUUGCAGGAUACAAGGAUACACCUAUCACAGCAGUUGGCUGAUGCUAGACAGAAGCUACACAAUGCUGUUAGUGUGGACACUGAGAGAGCAGACAAAUGUGAAGACACACUACGAGGAACAAUGGAAGAACUGAGAGCUGCUAAAGACAGGGAAAAUAAAUUAAUGCUAUUCAAAACUAAUGUACAACACAUACUUGCUUCCUCUUCUUCUCACGGAGCAACUAAUGAGACAGAAGGACAGGGAGGAGGAGGUGAUGAGGAGUUGCUGAGAAGCUUGAGACAAUUACUGUCAUCUUGUCAAAAAUAUAAAGAAUUAUCGCACACGCUGCAAUCCAGUCUAAGACACAUGGAGACAGGUUUUAGAACUAAUUAUGAAGACACGCUCGCUCUUUUAAAAAAUGAAAUAUGAGAGAAUGAGCUGGUACAUACUAGAGAUGUACAGGUGGACAUGUAUUAUUUUACUAAUUUUGCCAUUUUGAGUGUGUAAUUUGUGUUAGAUUUUUCACAAUAAUAUCAUAAUUGUUUCCCCUUUUGUUGUAAAAUUAUUAAUUGAAAAA
Molecule: messenger RNA, 2795 nt
Organism: Amphimedon queenslandica
Lineage: Eukaryota; Metazoa; Porifera; Demospongiae; Haplosclerida; Niphatidae
Product: coiled-coil domain-containing protein 170-like
Exons: 19
Coding region: 44-2647 (867 amino acids)
Source: RefSeq, a predicted model, not a curated record